This is a messenger RNA of Tarenaya hassleriana, 5202 nucleotides long. RefSeq lists its product as uncharacterized. The transcript is spliced from 19 exons. The record is from RefSeq and is a predicted model, not a curated record. NCBI's taxonomy places the organism in Eukaryota, Viridiplantae, Streptophyta, Magnoliopsida, Brassicales, Cleomaceae. Gene Ontology annotation, biological process: regulation of transcription by RNA polymerase II. The coding region runs from base 381 to 4742 and encodes 1453 amino acids.
UCUGUUGCCUGCAAAUAACGCGAAAAUCUCUCUGGAAAAAAAAAAAGAACCGAACCAGUCGUGACACGGAUCCGAAAGAACAUGAACCAGAGAAAUUCCGAGAAACCCUAAUCCUAUUUCUUCUUCGUCCUCUUCUUCUUCUUCUUCUUUCUGUAUCGUUGUAUUCCUCCGGUGCGAAUAUUGGUGCGGGAGCUAGACUAGGGUUAGGUUUUAGGCUCAGGAAUUAGGGUUAGGGUUUUGAUUCUUCUGCCGCUGGUGCUCCUGUUCUCCGGGAAAAUUGGGGGCGGUGUCGUCUCUGAGCCUGGUGAUAGGGUUAGGGUUAGGAGUUUUUUGAGUUGGAUGGACUUGGCGUGCGAUUGUGCUAGUUGGUUGUGUCGGUUAUGAACGUUGACCAAUGCCAGUGGCCGAAGAAGAUGAUGUGUAGGGGAGCGGACGGAGGUUGCGGUGCCAAGGAGGGGCCUUGCCGCCCAUUUUGCAGAGCGUGGCCGGAGAAGGAGAAGCUGAGCAAUGGCGCCGCCGCCGAGGAUUCGGGUUCGCUGGAAGUCGGUUUCUUAGCUCAGGCGAGCAAAACUCUGUGCGAGAGGUCUCCAUUUGAUGUUCCUGAAGAUGGGUCCACUUCGGGCCUAAGUGUUCCCACUCUGCCCAUUGGGUUGGCGAAUUUGUUGAAGCAUUCUGAUAGCAGGAAACGGCACAAGAGGUCUCAUUCUGGUGCAGAUAGUAAGAAGAAGAAGAAGUCUUCGAGGCAAGGGGAGAAGUUGCGAGGCGGGAGCAUCUGGGUCGAGCGCGAAGACUACUUUAGGAGCAUAGAUUUGCCCGAUAUAGAAACUCUGUCGAAUUUGGUGUCUUUUCGGUCUUUACGUUCUGGGACUUGCUUUUCUGUACCAUUUUUCGGAUGCAAAUCCUUUAGGACGGGGCAGAGGGAAAUCGAUGCGACUGAAAAGUUUGUGCAGAAUGUGGAUACUGUCAGUGCCAUUGGGGUUGUUACUGAAGAAGUGAAGGAUAUAGUUAAAGACGAGGUACAUGAAGGUUAUGUCAAAGAAGAAGAGUUCAAAGAAGAUGCUGAGCUGCCAAUGGAUGUUAACAAUGUGGGAGCUGAGAGCUUGAAGAGGGAUGCUAUCGUCUCUUCUGGGUUGGAUUACUCCGGUAGUUUAGAAUGGGUUUUAGGCUGUAGAAAUAGGAUUUUGUUGACAACUGAGAGGCCUUCAAAGAAGCGGAGGCUUCUUGGUAGUGAUGCAGGUUUGGGAAAAUUAAUGGUUGUCUGUCGUUGUGAAGGGAAUGCGUUGUUAUGUGACUUUUGCUGCACUGGUGAUGCCAAGGAGUAUCCUGACCAAUUGAUUGUUUGCAAUUCCUGCAAGGCAACAGUUCAUAAAACAUGCUACGGUGUGAUCGAGGAUGUAGAUAAAUCGUGGUUGUGCACUUGGUGUAAGCAGAAGAGUGGUCAAACUGAAUCUGAAAGACCCUGUGUGCUCUGUCCAAAAAAGGGUGGUGCCUUGAAACCUGCCGUUACAAAUACUGAGAACGGGGAACUUUCUGAGUUUGCUCACCUCUUUUGUUCUCAGUGGAUGCCUGAGGCAUAUAUAGAUGACUUGAAAAAAAUGGAACCUAUCUUGAAUUUGUCAGGAAUAAAAGAAACUCGAAAGAAGUUAGUGUGUAACUUGUGCAAGGUGAAAUAUGGUGUUUGCAUUCGAUGUAGUAAUGGAACAUGUCGAACAUCAUUUCAUCCUAUAUGUGCAAGGGAGGCAGGAAAUCGGCUAGAGAUCUGGGGAAAACAUGGUUGUGAUACUAUUGAAUUAAGGGCUUUCUGCUCAAAGCACUCAGAUAGUCGAGAGAGUGGAAGGUCUAUGCUGGGAGGAGAAAGUAACACAGCUGAUAGUCGUUCUCUUGGCUCUCAACAUCCAUCAGAACCUGUUAAAGAAGGCCACCUUAUUGAUGAUAAGAUGGCAGUUGAUGUAGCAAGGCCUGGUAUGAGUUCUGAUAUAUCAGGAAAUAGUGAAUUGCAAGAGAUGGAAUCACCUUGUUCUAAAUUGAAUGGGUCUGUGCCGGACUGUGUAGAAUCAGGGGGAUCUGGGAAAAGCAGCUUCAAGGAUAUAGCUUUGUCUGAGUCUCUUAGUUUUGGAUUGAUUGUGAAAAAGUUGAUUGAUCGAGGGAAAGUGGAUGUGAAGGAUGUGGCUGCAGAGGUUGGCAUAAAUCCUGACGCAUUGAUUUCCACACUUACAGAUGGGAAUUUGAUGCCUGAUUUGCGAGUCAAAAUAGUUAAAUGGCUGGGCAAGCAUGCUUACAUGGGUGCCUGGCAUAAUGGUGGAAAGUUCAAAAGUAACGAAAAUAUCUCAACCAAGUCCGAGUCUGAGACACCUAUUUGUUCAGAGGAUAUGGUAGUGCAAGUGUGUGAUAUCUCAGAUCCCACUGUUACAAAGUCAGUCCAUUCCGAGCAAAAAAGUGAAAGAAAAAGUCACAAAACUAAUACGACGAAUGUGUCUGCUGAUAAUACUCUUGGUAACGGUAUUGUGGCCGGUGAGGUUAAAGCUAAACUUAACAAGGGGGAUGAGAGUAGUGUGAAUCUGGCAUCUGAGCAGUGUAAUGAAGACAAGAAAUCGGUUGUGCUUGAUGGGGAGGAUCAUCUUGGGAAGAGUUCAGUUAAUCAUAAUGAUGAUCAUGCCAAACCAUCAAUUCUCAGUCCUCUCGAGGGUGUCACACUGAAGAAUGCUAUCUCUAUGGGGCAGAAUCCUUCUCGUAACCAUGGAAGGGAUAUCUUGAAUCUCCUGGAUAGUGAAACAAACUCGGGGCUUUAUGUUCAUCCAUAUGUCCGCAAAGAGUUGUCACAAAUGUGGAAGGGGGUGAUUCCGAACAUCAGCAUUGAUUCUGAUGCCAAUAGAAACACAUCCAAAUCUGAUGGUUCUGAAGGAGAAAUCAAACAUCUGCAGGGUUUAUCCAGUGGCACUGUCUGUUAUAAUCACCAGAAUCAGCACCCAGAGUGCAAUGGCAUGUUUAGUCAAUCGUCUAAAGCUAAACAGUUGGGUAUACUGGAUCUUUCUCCCGAAGAUGAAGUUGAAGGAGAACUGUUUUAUUCUCAGCUUCAGUUAAUUACCAAUGCAGUUUCAAGAAGGCAACUAUGUGACAAUUUAGUUGUUGAAGUUGCCAAGAAGUUGCCAUUGGAGAUUGAUGAGCAGCAUGGACGGAGAUGGGAUGAUGUCUUUGUCAAUAAAUAUUUCUAUGACCUGAGAGAAGCAAGGAAGCAAGGUAGGAAAGAGAAAAGACACAAGGAAGCCCAGGCUGUUCUAGCUGCUGCUACUGCAGCAGCAGCAACAUCCUCCAGGAACUCAUUGCUACGGAAAGAUAUCUCAGAAGAACCAGCACAACAAGAGAACUUGGCACAGACGAGCACCUCUAGAUGGAAGGUUGGUGGUGGCUCUCACCUUUUGCCACAGGCAAAGGAAACACUUUUGAAGAUGGCUGUAUCAGGGGCACCAUCUGAAAAGCUUUCCGAUCAGUGCACAUCAGAUUUUUCGGUGGAAAAUCCGCGAACUUGUGACAUCUGCAGGCGGUCUGAGACUAUAUGGAACCUGAUAUUAGUAUGCUCGAGUUGCAAGGUUGCAGUUCACUUGGAUUGCUACAGAUCUGCUAAAGAAUCUACCGGCCCUUGGUACUGCGAGUUAUGUCUGGAACUGUCUUCGUCUAGAUCUUCUGGACCUCUCAAUUUUUGGGAAAAACCCUCCUCUUCUGCGGACUGUGCUCUCUGUGGUGGCACAACCGGUGCUUUUAGGAAAACCACGAAUGGGCAAUGGGUCCAUGCAUUUUGUGCUGAGUGGAUCUUGGAAUCGAGCUUCAGGAGGGGACAAAUGGAUCCUGUCCAUGGAAUGGAGUCUGUGCCCGUAAACAUGCACACUUGUUGUGUAUGCCAACGGAAACAUGGUGCAUGCAUCAAGUGUAAUUAUGGUAAUUGCCAGACAACAUUUCAUCCCUCCUGUGCCAGAAGUGCUGGCUUCUAUAUGACUGGGGGUGGGAAACUUCUGCAUAAGGCAUACUGCGAGAGGCACAGUGUGGAGCAGAGGGCAAAGGCUGAAACUCAGAAACAUGGUGCGGAGGAGAUGAAAAAUCUCAAGCAGUAUAGGGUUGAAUUUGAGAGGUUACGCCUUCUGUGUGAACGGAUUGUCAAGCGUGAGAAACUAAAGCGAGAGCUUGUAAUAUCCUCGCAUGAAGUACUUGCUGUCAAGAAAGACGUUGCUGCGCGUUCAUUACGUGGCCGUAGCCUCUUUUUCCCUCCCGAGGUUUCUUCAGACUCGGCUACAACUUCGGUUAAAGGGCAUCCAGAUAGUAACAAGUCUGGGAGCGAGGCAAUACAGAGGUCAGAUGAUGUAACCAUUGACAGCACUCUCUCUGUUAAACGCCGAGGAAAGGGUCCCGUUUUAACAGAUUUGGAUCAGAAAACCGACGACAGUGUCACCUCCAAGAGUCGGUUUUCUCGUAAGCCCACUGAAGGAGAAAGGUUGUCCGGGAAAGCAAUACCUCGUAGACACUGUAUAGUCUCACCAAGUGGUCCGGAAGACGGAGAACGAGGCUCGAAGCCCAAGAAGCAAGUGGAAACAUUCGCGAAAGAGCUGGUGAUGACAUCAGAUGAAGCGUCUAUGAAGAAUCGACGGCUUCCAAAAGGGUACUUCUACGUUCCCGUGGAUUGCCUCCGAGAAGAUAAAUCGACGAAACAGGACACCGGAAGGGAGGAGGACAAGUCAGGAAAAGAUGGGUAAAAAGCUAAAGCCGACAUUUCGGCUUGUUUAAGUCUUAUUUUUCCUCUGUAAAGCCUACCUGGUCCUGCCCUAGGUCUAGGUGGGGCAUUACUGGUUCAUGUCCUAACAGGUGAACCACUGAGCUUGUGGCACAAGCCAAGCAACAGAACCCGUUGAGCCAUGCAGCGGGAUGGGGGGAUUGACUGAAGGCCAAGGUUUCUCCCGGUCAAUGGGGAAUCUUCCGUACAACAGCUAUACAGGAAAGCUCACAAAACAAAAACUGUGGCUGGCUGGCUUUUGUGGUAAAAUAUGCUUUGAUCGUUAACAUCUGAGGUAAAAAAGCUUUAAGAUUUGUGGUACUGAGGGUUAAAAAAAAAAUACCUGCCUUUACGAAAAAGAUCAAUGUAUUGCUAUUUGUAAUUGUAAGGUUGAAAAAAAAGAGGUGAAAAUAAGAUAUGAAAGUGUAAGUAUUUUAUGCGUU